Molecule: messenger RNA, 951 nt
Organism: Pecten maximus
Lineage: Eukaryota; Metazoa; Mollusca; Bivalvia; Pectinida; Pectinidae
Product: fibropellin-1-like
Exons: 6
Biological process (GO): establishment or maintenance of epithelial cell apical/basal polarity; heterophilic cell-cell adhesion
Cellular component (GO): protein-containing complex; plasma membrane
Molecular function (GO): calcium ion binding
Source: RefSeq, a predicted model, not a curated record
GUUGAUGUGGAUGACUGUGCAUCAGGUCCCUGUUAUAACAGUGGAACAUGUAUAGAUGGAGUCAACAGUUAUACCUGUACCUGCCCUCAUGGAUUUACAGGGGCCAGAUGUGACAGUCUACUGGAUCUUUGUUCUUCAUCACCGUGUCACAACUCGGGCACCUGUGUCAGUCUUUUAGGCAACUACAGUUGUAGUUGUAAGUGGGGAUGGACUGGACUUAACUGUGAAAAUGGAGUGGAUGAUUGCCUGAGUAUGCCUUGUCAUAAUGGUGGGACCUGCCAGGACAAGCACCUUGGUUAUGACUGCACCUGUACACAUGACUUCACUGGUCCUCAGUGUGAUGUAGCGGUAGAUCCUUGUGACUCAUUGGCCUGUGAGAAUGGAGGAAGCUGUGUAAUUGAAGGGAACCAGAUUAUGUGUGUGUGUCCACCAAUGUACAAAGGCGAGGUCUGUGGCGACAAGUUAGACACAUGUGAGGUCAAGAAUCCCUGUCAGAAUGGCGCCACCUGCUCCUCUCACGGAUGUCAAUGUCAGCCCCUCUAUACAGGAAAACACUGUGAUAAAUUGAUGACCAAAGACUUUGACCUGGUGUUCCCUGGUCAGCCUGGCUCUAUAGUCCAGUCCCCAGUGGUGUCUCCACAACAAACCUCCCAACUGUCACUGUGUCUCUGGGUACACUUCAGGAACAAGACUGCUAACAUGACAUUCCUCUCUAUACACAGUGACGAUGGGUUGGAGUUACUGGCAAUGUUAGGUGAUAAACUGGUGCUCUCAUUCUCCUCACCACUUACAAUCAACUGGAUGGUCAAUGACAAGCUGUGGCACCAUGUCGCCUUUACCUGGACGGAUUCAGGCCACUGGUCCGUGUAUGUGGAUGGCCAAAUCAUCAAUGAGGGAACUUCAUACAGUCAACAAAUGGCCAUGCCAAAUAGAUACCAGUACAGUAUUUGA